Molecule: messenger RNA, 3129 nt
Organism: Cercospora beticola
Lineage: Eukaryota; Fungi; Ascomycota; Dothideomycetes; Mycosphaerellales; Mycosphaerellaceae
Gene: DIP2
Product: snoRNA-binding rRNA-processing protein DIP2
Biological process (GO): maturation of SSU-rRNA
Cellular component (GO): small-subunit processome; Pwp2p-containing subcomplex of 90S preribosome
Molecular function (GO): snoRNA binding; protein binding
Source: RefSeq, a predicted model, not a curated record
GCGCCAUUGCUUCAUGUCGACUUUGGCUGACUAGACCGAACAGGACCAUGGUGCGCUCUUAUCGCAGGUACGAGCCUGGACAAAUCUUUGGCACCAUUGCCACCGCUUCCUCCAACACCGUCUGGACUGCCGACUCAUCCAGUCGCAAUGCUGGCAGUGGAAGAGCUUUUGUAGGCGCGAAUGAAGAAGUGCUAUGCUGGGAUGUGAAGAAGGGCGAGCUACUGUCACGAUGGAACGAUAAGGACAAUCGCAGUGUCGUGACCUGCAUAUCACAAUGCGAUGUGCAACCCGAUCUCUUCGCUGUGGGACAUCAAGACGGAUCUAUACGGAUAUGGGAUGCGCUGUCCGGACAGAUUGUAGUGAGCUUCAAUGCGCACAGGAGCGCCAUCACACAUCUACAGUUCGAUCGAGAGGGUUCACGACUUGCAAGUGGGAGCAGAGACACGGACAUCAUUAUCUGGAACCUGCUCUCUGAAACUGCCGAGUUCAGGUUGAAGGGCCACAAAGAUCAGAUCACCGGCUUGUCUUUCCUUCGAACUUCGACGGCUGGAGCGCAGGCCAACGAGAAUGUAGACGGCAUAGCAGACGAAGAUGUGGAAGAACGUUACCUCUUGUCCACAUCGAAGGACGCACUGGUCAAGAUAUGGGAUCUGUCAGCGCAGCAUUGCAUUGAGACACAUGUUGCGCAAACAAGUGGCGAGUGCUGGGCAUUGGGCAUGAGUCCAGAUGGAGCGGGUUGCAUCACCGCGGGCAACGAUGGCGAGCUCAAAGUAUGGAGUCUGGGCAUCGAUGCGCUGUCUCAGUUGGCGCUGUCUGUGGGCGACGGCAAAAAACAAAAUGUGCUACGUAGCCAAGGAACCAUACAAAGACAAGGAAGAGACAGGACGGUCAGCGUUAGCUUCCAUCCAAAACAGGACUACAUCGCGGUCCACGGCUCAGAGAAGGCUGUUGAGCUGUUUCGGAUACGGUCUGCAGACGAGUUACACCGAGUGAUGCUCAGGAAGCGAAAGAGAAGAAGGGAGAAGGCUGCUGCAGCGGGAGAGACACUGGUGCCGGAGAAGGAGGAGGCAUUGGAACAACCGGAGGUGACAGACGUCUUCGUCCCGUACGUGAUCGUUCGGACUGGUGUCAAAAUGCCAGAUGGGAAAUGGGCGUCGGGAGGAAAGGUUCGCUCCGUAAAUUGGAUUACAUCUGGAGCUAAGGCUGCGAAGAAGCUGCAGCUGCUGAUAUCGACCACGGACAACCGUUUGGAGGCGUACGAGGUUGUGGCACAUCGCGCAAGAGAGGACAAAGGGAGUCGAGAAGCGCCCGACUACAGUCGCUCUCUUGCAGUAGAGCUGUCUGGGCAUCGGACAGAUAUUCGCACUCUGGCGCUGUCGUCCGAUGAUCGCAUGCUCGCAAGUGCCUCAGCAGGAUCGCUCAAAGUAUGGAACCUGCGUACCCAGUCAUGCCUACGGACGAUGGAGUGCGGCACUGCACUAUGCUCGGCCUUCUUGCCUGGCGACCGUAUGGUGCUUCUCGGCACCAAGUCCGGAGAGCUCGAACUGUGGGACAUCAGCACAAGUACGCUGAUCGAGAAGAUCCAGGCUCAUGAUGAGAAGCACGCGAUCUGGUCUCUCGCUGUUCAUCCUGAUGGAAGAUCAGUAGUCACUGGAUCUGCAGACAAGAGCGCAAAGUUCUGGCGAUUCGAUAUUGUAGACGAAGAGAUUCCCGGCACAAGAAGAACAACGCAAAGGCUGAAGCUAACACAAACACGGCAGCUGAAGGUCAACGACGACGUGCUCUCGAUCUGCUUCUCGCCUGACCAAAAGUAUCUCGCGCUCAGCACCCUCGAUAACACAGUUAAGCUGUUCUUCGUGGACAGCCUGAAGCCGUACCACAUCCUCUACGGCCACAAACUUCCCGUGCUCAACAUCAGCAUAUCGAGUGACUCCAAGCUUAUUGUGACCAGUUCGGCAGACAAGAAUGUCAAGAUAUGGGGUCUUGACUUUGGUGACUGCCACAAGUCUUUCUUCGCACACCAAGACAGCGUUAUGCAGGUCGGCUUCAUACCGCAUCCUCAAGAGCAGGAAGAGAAGCAUACAGUCUUCAGUGCAGGCAAGGAUGGAGUGGUCAAAUCAUGGGAUGGCGACAAAUUUGAGCAGAUUCAAAAAAUGGAAGGCCAUCAUGGUGAAGUCUGGGCAAUGGCCAUCAGCCAGACUGGCGAGACUAUUGUCACGGCCUCACAUGACAAGUCCAUUCGGACCUGGAACGUCGGCGAUGACCUGAUCUUCCUCGAAGAAGAGCGCGAGCGCGAGCUGGAAGAACAGUACGAAGCGACUCUGGCCAAGAACAUUGACCACGACUUCGAAGGCGACGAAGACGAGAAUGCAGAAGUCGCCGCCGCCUCAAAGCAAACAAUCUCCACACUCACCCACGGCGAGAAGAUUAUGGAAGCGCUAGAACUUGGUUUCGCAGACCUGGAGCUGAUGACGAAGCACAAUCGACAACGACUCACAAACCCUAAGAUGCCCGCCUACCCUCCUGAACGCAAUCCCAUCCUCACAGCCUACGGCAACAUUUCCGCCGAACGCCACGUCCUCAACACUCUGCAGCGUGUGCCUCGACCGGCACUGAAUGACGCUCUUCUGGUCCUUCCCUUCUCCACUCUGCCUACCCUCUUCACUUUCCUCGCCAUCUUCCUCCACAAAUGCAUGUCCCCCGAACUCGCAUGGACGAUCUCAUACUUCAUGCUGCAGGCGCACAUGCAGCAGAUAGUGGCUUCGAAGAAGUUGAAGCCUCUGUUGCAGGAGAUUUAUGAUGCCUACGAGAAGUGGCAGGAUGGGGAGAAGAGAAUCCUGGGAUCGAACGUCGCGGCCCUCGAGAUCAUGACGAGGGAGGUGAGGGAGGAAGAGAUUGUAAAUGGGGGGUAUUUGGAUUACAACAAAGUAGGAGAGGCGAGUGAGGAUGUAGUUGGGAAGGGCGGAAAGAAGAGAGCGUUUGCUAGUCUGGCGUAGACGCUCGUGUGUGCUCAGGGAGAGGAUGUGUGGCUGCAGCUACAUCGUGUAAGAUUGUGCUACAGUGAAGGUAAGUGGCAGUGUAUAGAUCUAGACAGCAUGAAAGCAAGCUGGACAGCCAGACUACACGGAC